AUGGCUGGACAUUCUCACAGAUCAUCUAUAAAAAAUGGUCACAAAGGGUUCAAGUCAAGACACUCGUCGAAAGGAGCUUUGAAGAGAAUUUACAAGGGCAAAGUCGAGAAGAAUUCUAAAAGCAGUAAUGGGUCCUCUGGGAAGCCGCAGUCAAAGCUUCAGCGGAAAAAUGCUGCCAGACAGCUGAGGCAACAGAAAAUAAUGGACACUGGGGAGAUGAGAAAACUAUUUGAAGGUUCCAGUGGUGCAGAUAAGAUUAUCACCAUAAUACCUUUGGCGAAUGACGUCGAUCCUCUCGACAUCUAUCGGAAAUUACUUGCGUCUGCAGAAGUAGAUGACGUGCUCGCGGAAUCGACCGAGGGACCAUUUGUCAAGAAUUUAUAUAUUAAGAAAUACAAAGGUAAUCUGAAAAUAGUCUCUCCGGAUAUGUCAAAUUUCCUUCAAAUUUUGGAUUGUGCAAAAGUUUCUGACUACGUGAUAUUUGGAUUGAGUGGAACCAGUGAAGUGGAUACGCAAGUUGGAGAACAGAUCAUCAGAGCACUGGAAUUGCAGGGUAUCGCAUCUUACAUGGGUGUUGUCUCCAACCUGUCAGAAGUCCAUCCCAAGGAAAAGUUUCAACUUGAUGUUAAAAAGUCUUUGGAAAGUUAUUUCAAGCAUUUCUUCCCCAACGAGGAUCGCGUGUACAACUUGGAAAAACUGUCGGAGUCAAGUAACGCACUAAGGGUACUCUGUCAAAAAUAUCCAAGAGAAGUUAAAUGGAGAGAUGAUAGAGGAUAUGUGGUGGCAGAUGAAAUAGAUUUUGUCGAAAGAGAUUUGGAAUACGGCGAACUAGUCGUUGAGGGUACUGUUCGUGGUAACGGGUUUCAUGCAAAUAGGCUGGUUCACAUACCAGAACUAGGCGAUUUUCAACUUACGAGAAUUGAAAAAUGCAAAUCAUCCGCAAGAAAAAGAAAACAGCAGCAUUCCUCAAAUGAAGACUUGAACUUGGAUUUGAAUCAUGUUUUUGAGUCCACUGAUAACAGAGAAACUUUGGAUGAUUAUGCCCCAACCGACUACGACGUGGGUGAGUGCUAUGAAGAUGAAGAAUUCGAAUACGAUAAUUUGAAAUCCGCAAGAUAUGACGGUCACGGGUUUUUACCAGGUGUCCAGCAGUCUAAAUCAGCUAGCACAGUUCCUAAGGGAACAUCGGAAUAUCAAGCCAAAUGGUAUUUAAAUGAUGUUGAAGAGGUCUCUGAAGGAGUGGUAGAUGACGAUUUCCAAGAUUUGCAAGAUUUGGACGAAGAUGAAGAAAUCGUGGACAGCAACGUAGACUUUGAUAGCAAUGGCGGUAGUGAAUUAAUGGAAGUAGAGGAAGACAUGUCGAUAGACGGUGAUCAGGAACCCAUGUUUGUUGAUUUAUCACCAGAGGAGGAAGAGAAUCAACUUAAUGCCUAUAGAGAUCUUGAGAAGGAGGAUCGCGAAUUUCCUGAUGAAAUUGAAUUAAAACCUAAUGAGUCGGCUAUUGAACGUUUAAAGAGAUACAGAGGUUUAAAGAAUCUAUACAACUGUAACUGGGAUGUGGAUGAAAAAGAUCCGCAUGCUCCAACAGAGUGGAAUCGUGUGUUGAGAAUAUCUAACUAUAAAAAUACCAGGGCAAAAAUUAUCAAAGAUACUAAGAAGGAAGCACAAGUUUCUGCCGGUGAUGUAAUAAGGUUAUAUAUUAAAUUUCCAAAGGUGCUAUUGUCGAAAAUAGUGGAUUGCAAACGAGUAAUGUUUGCUGUAUACGGUUUGCUCUUGCAUGAGCAUAAGAAUGCGGUAGUAAACUUUUCUUUACAGAGAUGGGAAGAAUUUGAUCAGCCUGUGCCAUCGAAAGAACCAUUAAUCGUGCAAUAUGGAGUAAGAAGAUACAAGAUAAACCCAAUUUUCUCGGCUGCAUCAAAUAGUCCGAAUAAUGUUCACAAAUACGAAAGGUUCUUACAUCCUGAUAGUAUAUCGGUCGCAACAUGUAUCGCCCCUGUGGAUUUUACUCAGUCACCAGCUAUUUUCUUCAAGCAAUCUCCAAAUGAUCCAAAGGGAAUAGAAUUAAUCGGUAGUGGGACAUUCUUAAACACAGAUUAUACAAGAAUACUGGCCAAAAGAGUUGUUCUUACCGGUUUCCCAUUUAGAUUCAAUAAGAAUGUGCUCACUGCCCGUUACAUGUUCUUUAACGCAGAGGAUGUCGAAUGGUUCAAAUCUAUACCGUUGUUUACACCAAAAGGAAGAUCAGGGUUUAUCAAAGAAGCACUUGGUACCCAUGGUUAUUUCAAGGCAACAUUCGAUGGUAAACUAUCGGCUGAGGAUGUCGUUGCGAUGUCUCUUUACAAACGUAUAUGGCCAAGGGCAUCUGAACGUUGGGUUUCGAACUAA
This is a messenger RNA of Zygotorulaspora mrakii, 2385 nucleotides long. It is a transcript of the gene TSR1, whose product is annotated as small subunit rRNA maturation protein TSR1. Bases 1 to 2385 code for a protein of 794 amino acids. Gene Ontology annotation, molecular function: GTPase activity; U3 snoRNA binding; GTP binding. Gene Ontology annotation, biological process: maturation of SSU-rRNA from tricistronic rRNA transcript (SSU-rRNA, 5.8S rRNA, LSU-rRNA); ribosome biogenesis; endonucleolytic cleavage of tricistronic rRNA transcript (SSU-rRNA, 5.8S rRNA, LSU-rRNA). Gene Ontology annotation, cellular component: nucleus; preribosome, small subunit precursor. The record is from RefSeq and is a predicted model, not a curated record. The transcript has a single exon. NCBI's taxonomy places the organism in Eukaryota, Fungi, Ascomycota, Saccharomycetes, Saccharomycetales, Saccharomycetaceae.